Procambarus clarkii (red swamp crayfish) is the source of this 1461-nucleotide messenger RNA. The record is from RefSeq and is a predicted model, not a curated record. Lineage: Eukaryota; Metazoa; Arthropoda; Malacostraca; Decapoda; Cambaridae.
AUCCACCACCACUCAGCCCACUACAGCAGCAGUUACAGCGCCCCGGACAAAGGUCAGCCCACCAGAGACAUCCACCACUCAGCCCACUACAGCAGCAGUUACAGCGCCCCGGACAAAGGUCAACCCACCAGAUCCACCACCACUCAGCCCACUACAGCAACAGUUACAGCGCCCCGGACAAAGGUCAGCCCACCAGAUCCACCACCACUCAGCCCACUACAGCAACAGUUACAGCGCCCCGGACAAAGGUCAGCCCACCAGAUCCACCACCACCACUCAGCCCACUACAGCAACAGUUACAGCGCCCCGGACAAAGGUCAGCCCACCAGAUCCACACACACUCAGCCCACUACAGCAGCAGUUACAGCGCCCCGGACAAAGGUCAGCCCACCAGAGACAUCCACCACUCAGCCCACUACAGCAGCAGUUACAGCGCCCCGGACAAAGGUCAGCCCACCAGAUCCACCACCACUCAGCCCACUACAGCAACAGUUACAGCGCCCCGGACAAAGGUCAGCCCACCAGAUCCACCACCACUCAGCCCACUACAGCAACAGUUACAGCGCCCCGGACAAAGGUCAGCCCACCAGAUCCACCACCACUCAGCCCACUACAGCAACAGUUACAGCGCCCCGGACAAAGGUCAGCCCACCAGAUCCACCACCACUCAGCCCACUACAGCAGCAGUUACAGCGCCCCGGACAAAGGUCAGCCCACCAGAGACAUCCACCACUCAGCCCACUACAGCAGCAGUUACAGCGCCCCGGACAAAGGUCAACCCCCACCAGAUCAACACCACCACUCAGCCCACUACAGCAACAGUUACAGCGCCCCGGACAAAGGUCAGCCCACCAGAUCCACCAUCACUCAGCCCACUACAGCAACAGUUACAGCGCCCGGACAAAGGUCAGCCCCACCAGAGACAUCCACCACUCAGCCCACUACAGCAGCAGUUACAGCGCCCCGGACAAAGGUCAGCCCACCAGAGACAUCCACCACUCAGCCCACUACAGCAACAGUUACAGCGCCCCGAACAAAGGUCAGCCCACCAGAGACAUCCACCACUCAGCCCACUACAGCAGCAGUUACGGCGCCCCGGACAAAGGUCAGCCCACCAGAGACAUCACCCACUCAGCCCACUACAGCAGCAGUUACAGCGCCCCGGACAAAGGUCAGCCCACCAGAGACAGCCACCACUCAGCCCACUACAGCAGCAGUUACAGCGCCCCGCACAAAGGUCAGCCCACCAGAGACAUCCACCACUCAGCCCACUACAGCAGCAGUUACAGCGCCCCGGACAAAGGUCAGCCCACUACAGCAGCAGUUACAGCGCCCCGGACAAAGGAAAAUGAAGGCUGGGUAGACUGUGUUUUCCUAGACUGUCAUAAGGCAUUUGACACUGUUCCUAAUGAAAGGCUGUUGGACAAGAUGGAGAACCAGCCUCCUCCAAAGGAUACCUGA